Molecule: messenger RNA, 2122 nt
Organism: Exophiala viscosa
Lineage: Eukaryota; Fungi; Ascomycota; Eurotiomycetes; Chaetothyriales; Herpotrichiellaceae
Exons: 2
Coding region: 375-1994 (539 amino acids)
Source: RefSeq, a predicted model, not a curated record
GAUUCCAUCUUCAUCUAGGGCAUUUUCUGGAUCAUGAAGUGCAACACAGUGCUUGGAACUUGUUGCAGAAUGUGCCAUUGAGCGCAUUAUGCUGUCCUCGAGGCCUGUCAUGGGCAAUCAGCGUGUCCGCUGCCCAAGAUUUAAAGGUCGUCUCAUUCCUACCUUCGUCGUUCAUCUUCUUCAUCCACAACUGCUUCAUUCGCCAGUCUUUCCAUUCUUUCAAGGUUCUGCGAACCAUUUACAUUCUUUCUGCAACCCUUCUUGCAAUUCUCUAGGCUGGUCCUAUUUACUAUCUGACCCUCAGUCGUCCAUUCUUGAAACAGGUCUUUACAAAAGCAACGCAUUUCCAAGGGAACUCAGUCAUUACAGUCACCAUGAAGUACGAAAUUGCCGCCACCAUUUUGGCCUUCGCCUUGUCCUCUACACAUGCUCUUCCCCACAAGGAACACAAAGCUCGUGAAGUCCCUCAGGAGCACUCACACAACAAGUUCCUUGAUCUUGUCCGCACUUCAUUGGAUACCAACAACCCACUGAAAAUCGCAGACCCAGUCUUCGGUCUGCUGGGAAACGCUGCUGCAGCUGGUGGUGCUGGCGACGUUACUGACCUUGACUGCUUGCAGCAAGCAACGGCAGACCAGGCCUUCACCAAUGCAAAGGCAGCCGGAGACCUCGCUGGCAUGGCUGGCGCUCUGGUGUAUCGAGCCCUAGAGCGCAACACUGGCAGCGUCGGUCUAGUCAGCGUUCUCUGCACCCAGACUCCUGUCAAUGCCGAGAUUGGAGCCCUCAGUCAGCACCAGGAUCCUGCUUCGACGAAUGCCGCGAGCAUCAACAAGGGCAUCACUAUUGCACUGGCUCAACAGUUGGCUGCCAUUGGAGCCGAUCCUCUUCUCGCACUCGAAAGCGGUACUUUCGCCCCUGGCACAAUCGGUGACCCAACCGCAGCGGGCAACACCUGCGACACCUCGGAUGAUGAGCCCGGGUGCAUUUUCAGCGAGAAUCUUCUUGUCCUCGAUGCCUCCGAGGACGAGAUCAGCUCGGCCGUGGCUACAAUCACCCUGACUUUCACUGGAACAGGGGGCAUCAGCGCAACCGACGUCGACCUAGCCGCCUUGUCCGUUGCCGACGCCACGGCCGCUCCCGUCGCCGUCGCUGCAACCAGUGACACUGCAGCUACUACCACAGCAGCCGCUGCCACUGAAUGCGGAGCAGCAGCAGACGCCACAACUACCGCUGCUGCUGCAUCAACCAGCUCCUGCACCGUCAUCACCACCACCGUCGGCGCCGCCGCUGCAUCCACCCUAGCCACCGUGACUAGCGCCGCCGCUGUCGAGACGUCCGCUGCAUCUGGCACUAACGUGCAAACCUUCACUGGUACCCUCGGCGGCGCCCCACCGCCAGUCAUCUCCAGCUCUGGCGACCGCCCCUUCUCGGUCAACGGCGACACCUUCGUCAACGCCGCCGCAGCUCUCCAACGCUCCUGCUCCGUCCAGCACAAUGCCUGCGCCGACGCAGCCAACAGCGGUGCUUUGGCCGGCGGCGAAGCGCAGUGUGAAACCCAAGAAGACGCAUGUAACGCCGCGGAUGGUGUGACCAAAAAGGUGAAACGCGCCACCGACUUCGGCUCCUGCGGCAACCCGACCAUCCUGUUUGAAGCGGGUCUCGACGGCCGAAACACCGAGGCGUUCAUCGCGCAGGACCAGACGGACUACAACCACGGCUCCGCCCUCAACAUCGCCGUCAUCGCGGGCUUUAUCUGUCAAAGGCUGGGCUCGCCUUGUGAUGCUCCUGCUGAUGUCCAGGCAAGUUGCACAAGUGCUUCGGCUGCCGCUGUUGCUACGACCCAGAACCAGGCUGCGGCGGAUGUGUUCAAUAGCAUUCUUAUUGGCGGUAAUGCCGUGGCUACUGCUGCUGCUUCGGCGGUGGCUACUGCUGCUGUCAACGCUGCUACGGCUACUACUUCCGCUGUGGUCAUGACUAUCACUUCUUGCACUUAGGCUGCGGGCACUUGACCAAAUUGACAGCUGUAUCACUAGGAAUUGAAUGAGGCAAGCCAAGGGAUCACAGUCUACCAUAGCUUCAGUGUGACUCAGUCAUUGUUCCAGAACGCUGUAGCGGUGAGAAU